This is a messenger RNA of Pelobates fuscus (common spadefoot toad), 729 nucleotides long. RefSeq names its product small EDRK-rich factor 2 (gene SERF2). The transcript has 3 exons. The record is from RefSeq and is a predicted model, not a curated record. Lineage: Eukaryota; Metazoa; Chordata; Amphibia; Anura; Pelobatidae. The coding region runs from base 127 to 300 and encodes 57 amino acids.
AUUCAAGUCUCGCCCUGCGUCACGUGAUUUGCGCUGGCCAAUCAGAUUCCCGCUGAUAGUGGCCCACUGCGGACCGAGCUGGAAGUUGGUAUCUACCCCGGGAGCGAGUGACGGGAGAGCGGAGAGAUGACCCGUGGAAACCAGCGUGAACUUGCCAGGGCAAAGAACAUGAAAAAAACUGCAGACAGCAAAAAGAAGCAAGAUGAUGGCUUGUCAGCUGCGGCACGAAAGGAGAGGGAUGCUCAGAUAAUGCAAGAGAAGCAGAAAAAGGCGCAGAUGAAAAAAGAAGAGCCCAAAUAGCCUCUGUGGGAUAAUCUGACGAAUGGAUGGAGAUCUAAUGAAAACCCCAGCUCCCUGACACAAACAUUCAACUAAAUGCUUCUGUUUGUUCCAAUGCAGUCUUUUCAGUGCAUUGUUUUCAACCUUCCUUUCUUUUAAUUCAUAAACGAGUAGCAUAGUUCCUCUUUGCCUCAUGUACAUAUUAUAAAUACGCCACUUUAUCACAAUCCUGAACAGCGUUCAGUCCCCUGUUUGUUUCCCUUUUGUGUUUUUCUAGCUGAUUGCAGUCUCCUGCAUGCUGAUCUAGCAUUGGUUAAGUCAGCUCUAGGAUGUACGUGUUCAAAGAGUUUACGACAGCAAGGUCCUUCAUUGAAAUGGAAGUUACCUGUCGGUUUUGUAUUUUCGAUGGACCGAGUCAAAUCUUAAAUAAAGUGACUUUUUUUCCGUGAA